UUCAUACAGUUUUGUAAAUAAUGUUGGGUGUACGUGUGAACUCUUUCAAUGAAAACAGCCUUGGUGAACCAGAGCAGGAUGCGAAUUCAGCUUUAACUGAAUUAGAUAAAGGUCUCAGAUCGAACAAAGUUGGAGAUCAGUGCGAUGCGAUUGUUAGAUUCCCCAGGUUGUUCGAGAAAUACCCAUUUCCCAUCCUGAUCAAUGCAUCUCUGUUGAAGCUUGCCGAAGUUUUCCGUACAGGGAACAACUUUCUUCGGUUAUGUGUCCUGAGGGUGUGCCAGCAGAGUGAGAAGCAUUUGGAUAAAGUUUCGAACGUUGAUGAAUUUGUGAGGAGGGUGUACAGUGUGAUUCACAGUAACGACCCAAUUGCCAGGGCUUUGGUUCUACGCACCCUCGGAGCUGUGGCUUGCAUCAUACCUGAGAGACAGCAGGUUCAUCAUUGCAUCAGAACCAGCUUGGAUUCACACGAUGAGGUUGAGGUGGAGGCUGCAAUUUUUAUUGCCAUACAGUUUGCUGCCCAUUCAAAGACGUUUGCAAUUGGAAUGUGCAAUAAAAUAUCGGAUAUGAUCCAAGGGCAAGCCACGCCGGCCAACAUGAAGUUGCAAUUGAUUCCUAUCCUGCAACACAUGCACCACGAUACAAACACUGCAGCAAUGGUUAGGAAUCUCUGCAUAGAGCUUCUUCCAACAUAUCCUGCGGAGGAAUUUGUUUUGACCAUAUUGAACACUCUGACACAGUUGGCUGCUGCUACUUUAGUCGAUAUUCCAAGUCAAGUUUUGUUGUUGCUGCAAUAUUUGAAGACGGAUCCUCGGUGGGAAGUUAAAUCACACUGCCUGAAAUAUCUGCAUCAAAUGGCUAAACCUGGGGCGCAUCUAUGGCCAAACGGGGCUGUAGAUUGUAUUUUGGAUAUGGCUUUGGAGACGACAUCGCCGAAGAUGUUGAGAUUAGCGUUGAGCGUUAUCGAGGUAUUGACGAAAUUUCCAAAGCUGUGCCAUGAACACCAGUUGCAAUCAUCUAAACUAAGACAAUUAUGUUCAAAACAUAGCGUAUCUUCAUAUCAACCAAUCGCCGCACUAUCCAUUAACAUCCUAACGCAAAUCGUUUGCUAUUGCUAUAAAGAGAAUAUUGAAGUUGGAGGAACCGAGGAAAUAAUAUGUUCGUUGGAAACGCUUAUUUUGCUGCUCACAUAUUCGGAGGAGAAAUACCCGUAUCAGUUGAAAUUGGCUUUGAAGUGCGCUGUGAAAUUGGCUGAACAUAAGAGGGAUAAUUGCGAGAGGUUUAUUAAACUUUUGGGAUCGCGUCUAGGAUUCGUUGAUGGCGAUUGUACCAUAAUAAUAUGCGAGGCUUUGGGAGCAAUCGGAAGUCUGGAUGCUGACACGUUAUUACCGCUGCUAAGGGAUAUUGUUCAGCUGCUGGUGCAGAUCUCUGCGAUCGCCAAUCCUUCGCGACAGCAGACGACGAUAGCUGUGAUGCUAUGUACGUUAGUGUUCCAAACGCUUUCGGGUUAUAAUUGGAAUCAGGAAGUAACCGAUGUUAUCCACAAGGUAACCAGUUGCAAUAACUUGUGGGCGAACUAUAGGAUCGGAAGAGCCGCGGUUCGUUACGGUCAUCACGCCAUAGCCUUUCACAUCUUCAACAGCUUAACGGAACAAGUGAGCUCGGAACAUUGGCAUUUUUGGCUGGUCUGUUUGAAGGAGAUGUCCGAGGGCGAAGUGAUGUUGGCCAGUGAGAACGGAAGCAUCGUGGGUCGCUUGGAUUCAGCCGUCGCCCAUUACAACAAAGCUAUUGCCGCGUUGAAAGCUGCGAGUACACCCUCGCACAAUUUACAAUUCCAAGCGGAGUACAUGCGAAUCCGUGCUGAAUACUUGCAGUGUUUGCUCCAGCUGUUGCACACGUGCAAUAUUCUCUGCAUAGUUCCACCACCGGCAAUAGCAUCCACCAUCGCUCAGACCACAAGGGAUGAAUUUCAGCGUCAUGGGUACAUCACCAAUCAGAUGCGAAAGUGCGUCAAGGAUUUCCAAGCUUGUGGCGAUCUUUACCUGAAACUGUAUCAAACCGCGUUCGACGCGGAUCCAGCCACUCUUGAAAAUAUUCAAAUUUUACAGCAAAUGUGUGUCCUCUUGGAGCAAUGCAUUGACAGCGUUUGUUCGAAUAACACGCAGAACGGUCACACCUUGGAUAUAGAGGUGAAGAAUUUGCGUUUGGAGUGUCGACAGUUGUUGGUGGGUUGCAGGAACGCAGCUAAAAUUGGAAAAAGCAUCGGCGAUCAAAUCAACACGCAAACCAUCACGCAUAAGCACGUUGAGCUGCUGAACAGAAUAGUGGAGGUUUUAGUGGACGCUCCAUUGCCUGUGCCAAGAUUCUUCUUCCAGGUGCUGCAAUGUACCACACUGAAAUUGGCCAUUUCUCCGCAACCUCGAGUGAUGGGUGAAUUCAUAAGCGUGCAGACGGGAUCACAAUUGGCUGUUAAAGUGGAGGGCGUUAUUCAACACGGUCAGAAGCCGGGGCUUUACAGGCACGUCGAGGGUGUCGUCGUCACCGUCACCUCGCAGUUGCAACCGAGCAAUAAAAUCAAGGAUUCCGAUAUUAAGGCUGUAGAUGCGAAUUCAGUGUUGACGCAAACUGUGACGCCGCACAAGGAUUUCUUUUCGGCGCAAUUCCUUCUGGCUUUCCCUCGCGGAGGUCAAUACAUUCUGGCGGUGGAUGCGUCGGUUGCGGAUAAAGCAGGAAACACGUGGAAGACUGGUCCCAGGUCGACUCUAACGGUGAAGGUGCCGGAAGAGCCGAAGCUCCAACCGAUUUCGAUGCCUGGAAUGGCCGGAAACUCGAAUGUGAUUUUGAUGGCGGAGGACAGCCAUUUCUUGAGGAAAAAGUAAAGGUAACAACUUAAGCGACAAUUUAUUUAUAAUUAAAUAUAAACUAAAAAAAAAAGAAGGAAAGAUAGAAAAUAAACACGAUA
Molecule: messenger RNA, 2959 nt
Organism: Nicrophorus vespilloides
Lineage: Eukaryota; Metazoa; Arthropoda; Insecta; Coleoptera; Silphidae
Gene: INTS7
Product: integrator complex subunit 7
Exons: 12
Coding region: 21-2876 (951 amino acids)
Biological process (GO): snRNA 3'-end processing
Cellular component (GO): integrator complex
Source: RefSeq, a predicted model, not a curated record